Messenger RNA from Alligator mississippiensis (American alligator), 927 nucleotides. Its product is annotated as olfactory receptor 6M1-like. Gene Ontology annotation, molecular function: olfactory receptor activity; G protein-coupled receptor activity. Gene Ontology annotation, biological process: G protein-coupled receptor signaling pathway. The transcript has a single exon. Lineage: Eukaryota; Metazoa; Chordata; Crocodylia; Alligatoridae. The record is from RefSeq and is a predicted model, not a curated record. The coding region runs from base 1 to 927 and encodes 308 amino acids. Gene Ontology annotation, cellular component: membrane.
AUGGAGGAGAACCAGACUUCAGUGAAGGAGUUCAUCAUCGUGGGAUUCCCUAACCUCAGUCAAUUUAAAAUUCUUGUGUUUCUCAUUCUUCUGGUAAUCUAUGGACUGACGCUCAUGGGCAAUGCAGUCAUCAUAGCCUUAGUGUGGGAGGAUUAUCGCCUACAUUCCCCCAUGUACUGGUUGCUCUGCAAUUUGUCCUUUUCAGGAUUUUGGUUUACCACUGUCAUUCUCCCCAAAACCAUGCACAAUCUUGUGUCAGACAACCACAUGAUUUCCUUGUCUGGCUGCAUCACUCAAACUUAUUUCUAUUUCUUCCUGGGCACGUCUGAGUACAUCCUAGUGGCUGUGAUGUCCUUUGAUAGAUACAUUGCCAUUUGCAAGCCGUUGCAUUACCCCAUCAUCAUGAGUGGACAGCUGACGCUGCAGUUGCUUAUUUGUACUUGGAUGGGAGCAUUUAUAUCAGUUCUCUGUCCAGUCAUCCUUCUCUCCCAGUUUCCAUUCUGUGGGCCCAAUGUCAUCAACCAUUUCUUCUGUGACAUAAAUCCUCUGUUGAAGCUGGCUUGUCUGGACACCAGUCUGAUUGAAAGGGUCAUCUCCAUAACUUCAGCCAUUGUAGUGCUUAGCUCACUGUUCCUAACAACAGUAUCCUACUUGUAUAUCAUCCACACUAUCCUGCAUAUCCCAUCUGCCAUAGGACGCCAGAAGGCAUUCUCCACCUGUGCAGCCCACAUCACCGUUGCUUCCAUCUUCUACAGCUGCUCCAUAUUUAUGUACGUCCUGCCCCAAAAGUUGCACUCCUCAGAGUUUUACAAAUCUGUGUCCUUCCUUCACACUGUCAUCACUCCUUUGCUCAACCCUUUCAUAUACACACUGAGGAAUGAGAAAGUCCGGCUUGUUUUUAAGGAGACUGUUAGGCGGAGAAUCUGA